AUGGAAGAUAUUACAAAAUACCUAAAUAAUUAUACUCCUAAAGAGAAAAAGACUAAUCAACAAACGAAAAAAAGAAGCCAAAAUAAUAAAAACACAGACAUUCAAAUUAGUGAUAUUGAAGAUAAUGAAUUUGACA
This is a messenger RNA of Racocetra fulgida, 136 nucleotides long. Lineage: Eukaryota; Fungi; Glomeromycota; Glomeromycetes; Diversisporales; Gigasporaceae. The record is from the annotation of a GenBank genome assembly.